Marmota flaviventris (yellow-bellied marmot) is the source of this 6154-nucleotide messenger RNA. RefSeq names its product nuclear casein kinase and cyclin dependent kinase substrate 1 (gene Nucks1). Gene Ontology annotation, molecular function: single-stranded DNA binding; double-stranded DNA binding. Gene Ontology annotation, cellular component: cytoplasm. Gene Ontology annotation, biological process: double-strand break repair via homologous recombination; interstrand cross-link repair. NCBI's taxonomy places the organism in Eukaryota, Metazoa, Chordata, Mammalia, Rodentia, Sciuridae. The record is from RefSeq and is a predicted model, not a curated record.
CCAUUUUGAAGAGACGGGGGAGCGGGGGGCUCGUCUGAUCCAGGGGCCCUGAACCAAGGAGCGGCGGAGUUUGAGAAGCCAGCAUCUCGGGGUUCGGCGGCAGCGGCCCCAUCGGCCGAAGUUCGGGGGGGGGGGGGCGCCGAGCGCGGGGGGGGGGGGGGGUCCUGGUCUUUGGCUUCUCGACUCGGUCCUGUUUCGACAGCGAACAUGUCUCGGCCUGUCAGAAACAGGAAGGUUGUUGAUUACUCACAGUUUCAGGAAUCUGAUGAUGCAGAUGAAGAUUAUGGAAGAGAUUCAGGUCCUCCUGCUAAGAAAAUUCGAUCAUCUCCUCGAGAAGCUAAAAAUAAGAGGCGAUCUGGAAAGAAUUCACAGGAAGAUAGUGAGGACUCAGAAGAAAAAGAUGUGAAGACCAAGAAGGAUGAUUCUCACUCUGCAGAGGACAGUGAAGAUGAAAAAGAUGAUCAUAAAAAUGUACGUCAGCAAAGGCAGGCAGCAUCUAAAGCAGCUUCUAAACAGAGAGAGAUGCUCAUGGAAGAUGUGGGCAGCGAAGAAGAACAAGAAGAAGAAGAUGAGGCACCAUUCCAGGAGAAAGAUUCAGGCAGUGACGAAGAUUUCCUAAUGGAAGACGAUGAUGAUAGUGACUACGGCAGUUCAAAAAAGAAAAAUAAAAAGAUGGUUAAGAAGUCCAAACCUGAGAGAAAAGAAAAGAAAAUGCCCAAACCCAGACUAAAGGCUACAGUGACGCCAAGUCCAGUGAAAGGCAAAGGGAAAGUGGGUCGCCCCACAGCUUCAAAGGCCUCAAAGGAAAAGACUCCUUCUCCCAAAGAAGAAGACGAAGAACCAGAGAGCCCUCCUGAAAAGAAGACGUCUGCAAGCCCCCCACCUGAGAAAUCUGGGGAUGAAGGGUCUGAAGAUGAAGCCCAGUCUGGGGAGGAUUAAAAGUGAUAAUGGUUUGGGGAGAGAUUUUAUUAAAAAAAGAAAAAAGAAAAAAAGAGGGGGAAAAAAAGAGAACCUACUUAAGAUAGAACAUGGUUUUGGCUAUGGCUUGACUCAUGGGCUUUCAGUGCUUUUUUCCAUUUGUUGAAAAUAACAUUCUCUCUCUCUUUUUUAAGAAAACCAUUGUAUGUUGAAGUGUUUAAGUUACCUUUUGUCUAUUGGGCUUCUCUAUGCCACCACCUCCCUUUCCCAAUGAAAGCCAUGUCAACUUAAUCACUGGAUUGACUGCUUCAUCUUUUUAUUUUUAAUGGAAGGUGUACCACAGUUGUAAAGCAAUAAGAUUUGAGAUGAACACUUUGGAAACUUUGCUUUUUGCUAAACAAUAGCAAGUUAAACAGUAAUCAAAAACAUAGAGAGGUUUUAGUUAAAAAUGAUUGCUUCUUUCUCUGCCUGGACUUUUUUAAAAAAUCAGUUGUCAUCUAAUAUGAGUUUAUAUGUCUAUAUGCAUAAGUAUAAAUGUCUAAAAAAAUCAUGACUCUAAACUUCCACUGAUGAGGCAGGUAGGAUAUAAAGAUGAAUUCUGAAUUGUUACUAAAAGUACUCAUAUUUUUUACCUGGGUGGGGGUUGGGGAUUGGGUUUACCUGACCUUAUUUGGGGGUGUGGGUUUUCCUUUUUUAUCUCAUCACUUAUUAUCUCAAAGAGACUCGGAGCCAGUGAUCCUUUUAUCCUGCUACAGUCUUUAAGGAACUGAAAAAAAAAAAAAAAAAAAAAACAAGAGCCGCCAAAACUGAAAUCACUCUUGAUUUCACAUUUCAUUCUCUAAUGGUUCAUGUUUUAAAAAUAUAUAUGUAUCCUGUUUUUUGGAUAAAAUUUUACCAAGGAUCAAAAAAAGAAAAUAGACACCCUAGAAUUUGAAUGGUAAGAUGAAUCUACACAUCACAGGGGGUUUCUUCUCAAACUGACAAUGUUUUAGGUUUUAAGCAAAUAAAGUUCCAGUUAAUGUGAAACUCGGUCACAGAGAAUUGAGGUAUUUCCUUUAUGAAAACAGAGAAUUGAAAUUCUUUUUAUGCUAUAAAUGUACAUUCAGAUCCCAUGAACCAUGCAGUUAUUUGUUAUAGAACAUUUUCCUUUUUAUACCCCAAUCUUCCCGUUUCUUUGUAGAAAUAUGGUGUGAAGUACAUCUCUGCUUCCUGCUGCUACAUAGAACACCAUUGCGCCCCCUAUCCCCAGGCCUACCAGCUCACUAGGGGACACUUUUCCUAACUAUUCACUUACUGACAGGAUAGGAAGUAUGUUAAAUGCUGCUUCCAUACUAUUGAGUUGGCUUUUCUUGUCUUAGUUAGUCUGACCCCCUGCUUACUGCUCAUGUUUCUCAAAGCAAGAGACUGAGACUCAACAAGCCUAGAGAAAUCCUGCAUUUAGGAGGCCUGUGUGCCAUUGGUAAACAGACAUUUUACAUGCCUUAGGAAAGUAGUUAGGAAAUAGAUUUGCAAGUUUGAUCCUCCAUAUGCUGAUACCAUGAACUAAAAGGAGCAAAGGUUAGGGAGGGAUCCUGGUAUAAUAAUAAAUUGAAAAUAUGGUGAAAUUUAAUUUCUGCAUUUUUCCUGCUUUUUAAUUGAGAUUUGCUUCCUCAAUAUCUUCCUCUUGUUGUUUUCUUUCUGUCUUUUAAGUGACGACAGCAUGUAUUUCUCAGACAAUAUAGCUUUCUUGCAGGUGUUCCUAGGACAAGGGUUAUUUAAGGAAUUAUUUUUACUCUUAAUUAUGAAGACACUUUAAGGAACAUUCUUAACUUUGAUUUUUUAAAAACACCCAGAGUCAUUUCAUUGUUGCACUGUGUGUUAAAGAAUGAAUAAGGAGUUUUUAAUACAUGGCCAAAAAUUGCAGGACUUGAACAUAAAUAGCAGUUGGAUUUUUAUCUUACAUGAUGGUUAAAUUUAUGGUUGCAAACAUUGUAAUGAGGGUGUUAAGGAUUAUUUUCUGUACUUUAGUGAUUUUAUUCAGAUAUCCAUUUUUAACAAAAAAGGUUUGUGUUUGUAAGUAAAAGACCUAUCAGUGUUUCCACCAUGCACUUAUGUUGUUUGGGGGUUUUAAGUCUUACAUUCCUAGAAACAUCUGGGCUUUUCAAAGGUUUUGUUUUGUAAGGAUUGGGGAGGAUUUCUCUUUAAACUUUAGCCUCCCAUUUUGUGUGUGUGUGUGUAACUCUCUUUAAGACAUUACUCUGCACUAACAUCUCUGAUCGUGAUAUAUGCACAUACUUUAGAGAUAAUCGUGUAUUCUAGUUAACUUGUGUGCAUUUGAUUGGGCUUCUCUUUUAGGGUCCCUUUUAAAAAUAAUUAAGUUGAAAAAUAUGUUUUCUAUUUCUAAUAGGCUGGACAGAAGGAUCUGUGUCCCCAGGUGAGAUAGGCUCUGAAUUACCUUUGUUUUCUCCUCUUUUGAUGAUUUAAAACACUCUAGUCUUCCCCUCAAAUCAUGCAUGCAAAUGGGAGGACUGUUUUGGUGACUCAACUGGAAACAGGUGCCCAAUAGUCAGGCUUGAUAAUGUUGUCAGGAUGCGUUGUAGCUAUAAGCCAAUAGUGGCCAGCCAUUGGCACCUCCCUCGGCUGAACUUCUCUUUUUAUCUAGUGUGCCUAUGGUGAAGUGGCAAUAGCAUUCACUGUCUUAUUUUGCAGUGCUCAGGAAGUGGGACAUUAACUUUGAAGGUGCUUGUUUAUGUUAUCUGAAUUCUCUUAGUUAGCUGUGCUAGGUUUACCUCUGUAACAGAUUUCGGCAGCUAUGCUGACUGACACUACAUUCUAGUUGUUAAGGUUCUUUUUUUCCAGCCUCCCCUCCCCUAACUAGAAAUGGGUAGCUUCCCUCUUACUCAUUGGUAACUUGCUGCUGCUUUUAGCCCUCGUCACCUCAGAUUGGAAUCAGAGGAGUGGGCCCAAAGGAUAAAUAUUAAUCUCAGUAAUGGUAGAUUUGUCCUACUUUCUAAAACAUUUCUCCCUUUCAUAUUUCCCCUCCAUAUUGAUUCUAUAAAGGAAAAUUAAUGGGUGAUUCCUUCUUUAGGGAGGUAAUGAGUGGAAAUCUUUUGAUCUGGAAGAAUAGUAAUUGAGUUUUCUUGAAGAAGUUUUGAUAGUGGGUUGUGGGUUUUUUUUUUUUUUCGUUUGUUUUGUUUUUGUUUCCCCACAAUAACUGGUUUGCCCCAGUUCAGUCCUCAAAUUCAAUACUUAUUCUUUGUAAGUUCAAGCAUUGUCUUACAGAUAACAAAUCAAAAAUGGAAUUUGGGGUUAUAUUCUAGUAGUUUUUUGGUAACUUGUGAAUAUGGUCAGCUAAACUGAACUUGAGUCACUUUUUUUUAAUAGUUCUUUUUAUGUCUGUGAACAUUCAAGUAACAAGUGGAUUUUCGAAUACUGGUUGGGGAAGGGAAUAAUGCUUUUCUUUAAACAAACUUCAUUGUAAGAGCUGUUUUAAGGGUUAGAAAGGCAAGAGCAGACUUUAAUAGUAGGAGUAACUGGGAAAGCUUUAUAAAAGACCGUGAGGCCCUUGUUGCUGUUUGGAGUGUCAGUCUUUAUUUGGCUGCAUCCCCAGUAGCUAAACAGAAAAAACUCACCUAGGGAAUUUGGAAAGGAAGAAAACCGGGCUGUGGUCUUUAUGGCAUUCAAGCUGAAAGACUUAGAACAAGUAGUACAUACACAUUUCCUGCCAAAGGGUAGGGAAAAUAAGCUGGUUGCUCUUGAGGGUAGAAAUCUGUUCCUUUCUCUGUGGAUGAAGCUGAGUUUACUUGGACAGUUGGUUUUUUGUUUAAAUAUUGGGACAUCAAGCUGUCUAGCUGAGUUUCAUUCUCAACUCAUUUCCCUUUUUCUUAGACAAACUCAAUAUGAUUCUUUUUAAAUAUCAAAUCUAUAAGUUAUACUUUUAUUCAAAGCCUAAUUGAUAAAAUUCACAGUGGUGCUGACUAAUAACCACUAUUGGGAAAAAUCCCAUAUACCUGCCCGUUGCCAUGCCAAUGGAGUGACUGACUGGUGACAUCUGUAUGAGCAUGCCUUGUGUGGCUGGGAGAAUGCCACCGGUUGUGCAGACACUUUGUACAUCAGGGGUGAGGGAGGGUUUUCUAGAUUAUGGGGGGGAGGGUAAAAUUGGAGUUUUUGUUGUUGUUCCUUUUUAUUAUUUUUUGAUGGGGUGUGGGGGUGUAGUACUCAGCUUAUGCCCUAAAAUAACGUGUAUAAAAACCCCUGAAGUAUCGUGUGGGUGUGCGUGUGAGUGUGUGUUUGUGUACGUCUGGCAGUUAAACCUUUGUCUUCUGGAAAUUAGUGAAUUCUUUUCUUUUUUUCCUCCAGAAGUAUUUGUUACAAGAUUUGUAAAUAAGAGCUCUACUUAGUUUGUUUACCAUGAACGUGUUGCAGCAAACCUUACACACCUAAUCCUGUAAGACUUCAGGAAAGACAGACUUGCCAGGUUAAGCAGCAGCCAAGUUCUUAGUAAUUGUUUGCUUUGAUUCAUCUUUUAGACUUCAUUUUGCCAGCUCUAAAAUUCCCAGUCUUCCUUGAUUUUAGUCCUUAAUCGUUUAUGUUCUGAGCAGGAAGGGUAAAAGAAAGGAACCUGCUUAAAUGUAUUAAUUAGUCCAUGGGCUGUGACCCUUUCUUCAUAUUGCAGUGUGGCUAGAUACAUGAUCUGACACCAGAAGGUUGGGCAUUCUUGCAAUACCUUAACAGUGCUGAAAUCUGCAGCAUGGUACUAAGGAAGUUAAAGUUUGAAUGUAACCACUUUAUUUAAAAGUUUUUUUUUCUUUAAUUUAAAUGAAAUGGGGUUGAAGUGAACAUGAUUUUGUUGACCAUGUUCGUGGCUUAUAGAUGCAACAUGCAUUGGUAGAAUCGUGUGAUGGUCUUUUGUGAUACUUAAUUUUUACAUAUCCCAGUCUCUGUAUGUAUCUGCAUAGACAAAGAAAAAACAAACUCCGCUUUGCUUUUAUUGAAGGGUUUCCAGGACUGCGUGUCUGCUCCUGAGCUUUGUUUUAAGUAUGUGUAUCCUUUGCUUGUAUUUUGUAUUAAAAAAAAUAAGAAAAAGAACCCCUUAUUGUUGAGCAUGUUGGCAUUGUCCCCUUUAUUUUUUUUUUUUUUCCUCUUUUGGGGACAUGCGAAGCAAGUUAACUCUUUUUCUGUAUCUUUUUUUUUUUCUUUUGUAAACUUUUUUUUGUUUUGUUUAAAAAUGGCUUUAUAAAAGGGCUUUUAUAACCCA